GCACGAUAUAAAAGCCUUCAAGCAGCUCAGUGAGCUGCACCGCAAUUUCCACCCCUUCAGCCCAAUCAGACACGAUGGCUCCUCUAACCCGCCCCAGGGCCAAAAAAGCUCUGCUCGUGGGCAUUCGUUACUCUACGCUCCCGAAAAAGCACGUGCUGGAGAGUACUUACUGCGACGUGGACCGGCUCAAGAAAUUCCUGACAGAUAACGUCGGCUUUCGGUCUGACAACAUCAUAGAGCUUAAAGACAAUAUCGACCCGGAGCAUGACCAAUAUCCCACCAGAAAGAACCUGGUGAAGGCCCUGGAGGAACUAGUCUCGGAAGCGCAGGCUGGUGACCACCUGGUCUUCCACUCCAUCUGGCCCGCAGACGUCGUAUUCGCAGGCAAAGACGAAGAAAUAAACGUCAUUCUCGACGACGACAUCAAGAGAAUACUCGUCGACAAGGUCCCAGAUGGCGCCCAUCUCGUUAUUAUCCUGGACUGCUGUCACUCGGGUACUGGUGCCGACCUUCGGUACAGCUAUACAGAUCACCUUGAAGAAAAGGACUGCACACAGGCUUCGAACACCUCUCCGGCUUCCCAAGUUGCUGAGCCUAAGCGGAAGCUCACCCUCCCAGGGCUCACGGGUGACAAACCGUCGAAGGAUGCGCUCUCCCCUACAAUAAGCAGCCCCUUAGUAACCAGUCCUGGCGGCGGUCCGGUUGUUAUCUCUUGGGCGGCCUGUCCGGAUCCAAAGACAACGUUAGGAUUCUUAAACUCGAGUAGCUCCUCAAACUCGGACAACUCUUCAAACUCGGAUGACUCCUCAGGCUCGGGUGGCUCUUUCAUCAAGGCAUGCUUUUCUAGAUGCUUUCCCAAGCCAGGAGAGAAGAAGGACGCCACACACGAGGAGCUUCUGCAUCGCAUUAAAGUGAAAAUGAUCGCGUCCGCUGAAGAUCAUUUUACGCAACACAGGCAUUUGUUCAGCGAACAGCAGUGGCGGGAUCUUCAAAAAUGGUGGAAGGAAGAUGGCUGCCAGCCCAUGCUGGGGGUUCUCCAUGACUAUCACGGUGUACUCCGUACCCCAGUCGCCGAAACUUUCGGAGUUGAUGCGAGCUCAUAACCAAUUCCCUCCGCUUUUCUGUCUUUUCUGGGGAUGGAGUUUGAAGCGCAAGCGACGGCCUGCCCGUUGCUGUUGCCAUUCUCGAAAGCCCAAAGCGUUGAAUAUAUUGGCGUUCCUUGCGCCACUUGAACUGCGUCCACUGAUUCUUGGGCGGCUUGACUUUGUCAUGAGACACCAGCGUCGGCCUGCCUCGAACCAUCAUCAUCCUUGUCUGCUUUGGCACGCUCGCGACUGCGUCCUUGACGUGCUUGAAGUAC
Phanerochaete carnosa HHB-10118-sp is the source of this 1360-nucleotide messenger RNA. RefSeq lists its product as uncharacterized. Gene Ontology annotation, molecular function: cysteine-type endopeptidase activity. The transcript is spliced from 13 exons. Bases 75 to 1103 code for a protein of 342 amino acids. NCBI's taxonomy places the organism in Eukaryota, Fungi, Basidiomycota, Agaricomycetes, Polyporales, Phanerochaetaceae. Gene Ontology annotation, biological process: proteolysis. The record is from RefSeq and is a predicted model, not a curated record.